Penicillium malachiteum is the source of this 2334-nucleotide messenger RNA. RefSeq lists its product as uncharacterized. The transcript has a single exon. NCBI's taxonomy places the organism in Eukaryota, Fungi, Ascomycota, Eurotiomycetes, Eurotiales, Aspergillaceae. The record is from RefSeq and is a predicted model, not a curated record. Bases 1 to 2334 code for a protein of 777 amino acids.
AUGGAAACAAGACAGACUACCAGAAAACGACGAAACAGCUCCGUUUCCAACUCAAGGAGCACGUCGCCUGUGUCGCACCGCACCAGACAAUGUGUGUCUGGAUCAUCCGGGGCUGAGCCUAUCGUGGCCUCAUCUGCACCUAAGCCUGCAGUAAGCACCCCCAAAAAAUCAAGAAAGCGGGUUCGGUUCUCAGAUCCAGGCCCACAACUGCUUGGAAAUGGUUUCUGCUCUACCGGGUUAACACCCGCCAUGCAACGCACUUCCUUUGAUGGUGGUAUCUCAGCUGGGGAUGCUACACCUAGCCGGAAGGCCCGACGUCGUUCAGCCCCAACACCACGUUACCGACGGCGGUCAUUUGACCCAGUCGAGCCUUUUGAUGAGACAUCAUCGGAAAGAAUUGUCCAGUUCACUCCUCUGCGUCAGAUUCUAGACACAAGAACCAAGCGAAGAAUUCGGCGCAUUGGACUGAGCGAUGAGAUCAACAGCAUUCAGCGCGAGAAGCGCGACGCUGCAAGUUUUGAGAAGACGUUGGCUACUCUCCUCCGGGAGCGAGAUGCCUUGCAACAAGAGUUGACCUCUAUGAAGCAAAUUCGGGGAGCCUCAGAGGAGCGAAUGCCAUCUUAUGAGUCCUAUUGGAGGUCAUCCCAGAUCCAAGUGAACGACUUGGAAGAACAGACAACUAUAUUACAAGACCAUAUAUCUAUCGCUUCCAACUCUGCCGCGGAAGAACAUGAACCAUCUGUUCAAAAUGACGGGGAUACCUUCAUGAUCAAUGAUAGUGCCAUCCUUACUUCGGAGUCUCCUGUUUUUCGAGGCCAGCGCCACAUGCGUUCACCAGUACCCGAACAACCAGGUCUAUUUGACGAUUCCCGGCUCGACGAUGGUCCCGGAGACACUGAAAUUGACGGCCUCAACCUCGAUCUGGAGGCCGCCAGAAACGAGAAGAGAGAUCUCUUUGAUGCGUGUCGCUCACAGAUAUCCGCAUUUGAGAAUUCAGAGCUGGGCGAUAUCCUCCAAAAAUCAUCGCCGCCUGCAGACUUCCUCGACAACAUCCUGAAUACUUUAACUACUGCUCUUUCCCGUGCUUCUGAUGCCAUCAAGACUCUUGAAGGCAUCAGUCAAGAGUGUUCAAGCUUGGGGUUCUCAGGAACAAGCCUUGAUGAUGUUAUUUCCAGCAUGAGAAACGAAUUCCGCUCCGCGCGCCUAGAGCUCGAACGUACCGUUCCGGGCGAAACGCCUGGUGGCCUUGAGAAUGGCAAGGCAACAUUAAGUGCCUUGGUGAAGCGAGUCAAGUCGCUAGCCAGGGAGCUCAGAUCGGAGCGCAAAUAUCACUACGGCUCUCUGGGACGUGAAAAGGCCCUAAGAGGACAAUUCGACAACUUGCUUUACCGGUACGAAACAGCAACAGAGAAAAUCAGCACACUCGAAAACUCCAUCGCAUCUUCCGCAAGUGACAUGAUUCACACCCGCAUGCGGAUGCAAGAUCUUGAGAGUGAAGAUCAGGAAAAGACCGUUGGGAUUGACAGGUUAAAUACGGCACUCGACAAGUACCACGAAGACGUCAAGGGUCUUGAAGAGCUGGUCAGCAAGAUGGAGGACGGAAAUGUUUCUAUGAAAGCCAAGUACCGCCAACAGAUAUCCGCACUUCGGAAGGAAGUCGCUCAUGAGCGCGAACAAAGAUCUGCGAUCGAGCUCUCUGCUACCGAAUACGAGUCUCGUAUUCGAAAACUGGAAGAGACUGUUGAGAAAAACCGAAUUCAGGCUUGUGCUCUCACUGCUGAGAUGGAGAUUCUUGAGAAAGAGCAUGAAAAGGCUCUUGAUCAGAAAGCACAAGAGCAACUACAGCAUCAUGAGCAAGAAACGGGGAUCUUGAAUGUUCGAAUCUCUGAACUCUCGACUUCUCUUGAAGCUACUCGAUCAGAGACUCAACGCCUUCGAAGGGUCAACAGUGGUCUCGAAGAGCAACUGCAAGUGGAGCUGGAGGCUCGCGAUGAUCUACUUGAUAAAUGGGCUGCUGAACAGGCCCGCUCCUUUGCUCAUAUGAAGGAAGCUGUUAGUUCUGAACGACGGAGAGCUAAGGUUCGUGCGGCUAAUUGGGAACUUAAAUCCGAUGAUCUCAUGUCGGAUGGAACCACGAUAGCUGGAAGUGAGCCUAUUACCCCGGUGAGCAUGACACGGUUUGUCGAUGUUGAAAUGGGGAGAGGCAAGGAUCGUCGACGAAUCGACAGCAAUUUUGGGAUUUUCACCAAUGAAGAUGAGAGUGAAGACAUGCCCGAUAUCCAGCAUCGCCUGGAUUCUGACAUUGAUUUGCCGACUUCUGAUCUGAUUGCAUGA